Messenger RNA from Olea europaea var. sylvestris, 381 nucleotides. RefSeq lists its product as uncharacterized. Lineage: Eukaryota; Viridiplantae; Streptophyta; Magnoliopsida; Lamiales; Oleaceae. The record is from RefSeq and is a predicted model, not a curated record. Bases 1 to 381 code for a protein of 126 amino acids. The transcript has a single exon.
AUGGAGAAGAGUAAUAGUGUGAAGAAUCCCAUUGUUCCUGGCGUUAGAUUAAUGAAGGAUGAAGAAGGAGCCAAGGUGAAUGCUACCAUGUACAAACAAUUGGUCGGAAGUCUUAUGUAUCUAACUGCAACAAGACCUGACUUGAUGUAUGUGGUGUCUCUCAUUAGCAGAUUCAUGGCAAGUCCAACUGAGUUACAUUUGCAAGCUGCGAAAAGGGUGUUAAGAUACUGGAAAGGUAUUGUAGAUUUGGGAGUAUUUUAUCAAAAAGAGGGUAAUGGAGAGUUGAUGGCAUUUACAGACAGUGAUUAUGCAGGAGAUGUAGAUGACAGGAAAAGCACUUCUGGUUAUGUGUUUCUACUCAGUGAAGGAGCUGUAUCCUAG